UUAUGCGCUUCGCUUUCCUCACUACAUUCAUAGAAACAAGAGAAAAACGAAAUAUCACUGGCAGAAUGUUAGAAUGAUUGUGAUAUGGAAUUAACGCUGAGCGAGUAUAAAUUCGUACUUUUGGAAUAAUUCUCAUCGUGGUAGGCUAUUUUUCUGUCUUCAACGCAAAACAGCGCUGCUUACCACAGCUGAUAGAUGAAGUGAUACAGGUAUGUGAAUCUGUAUGAAUACCCAUCAUGCAACUGAAGAACCUUCCUCUGUUGGAAGUCAUUGUUGCAGUGCUGUCACUAUUCACUCACACAAGUGCAGCUGAAGUCCACGUCCGUGCCAAAAAAGGGGAUACUGCAGUGUUGACAUGCAGUCUUCCAGCCCUGGAUGAGGGCAGCUCUGCUCCUCAGCACGUCAUAGAGUGGGUGCGUCAGGGCUAUGAUAUCCCCAUCCUCAUCCAGUUUGGAGUGCACGAUCCCAGAGUGCAUCCCAACUAUGAUGGUCGAGUGUCACUCAUCAGGGGAACAUCCCUGCAGAUGAGGGGGCUUCUCCUGGAGGACGAAAGCUGGUAUGAGUGCCGAAUCCUCCCGCUAGACAAAACCACAGAUGAGACUAGCAGCAACGGGAGCUGGACUCUACUCUCCGUUACAGCGCCUCCUGUGUUUACGGAGACCUCCCCUCCUGGAGUUGAAGUGUUUGUAGGGAGAUCGGUAACUCUGAAGUGUGCAGCUCAGGGAAAUCCACGGCCUACAAUAACCUGGUCUAAAGAUGGACGACCUAUAAAUCCUCAAAGCAAAGUAAAGAUCAUGAAUGGAAGUGUAUCUUUCCAUGCUGUAAGCAGAGAAACAUCAGGCCAGUAUCAGUGUCACGCCUCCAACACUGAAGGAAAUGUGACUCACCUCACAAAGCUCAAAGUCAUUGGCCCUCCAGUGAUCGUAAUUCCUCCAACGGACACUGUUCUCAACAUGUCCCAGGAUGCCAAGUUGAAGUGCCAGGCUGAAGCUGAUCCACCCAACAUGACAUAUGUGUGGCAAAGACAAGGAGAAGAUAUUUAUCACAUUGAGUCUCUGAAGUCUCGUGUUAAGGUCAUAGUGGACGGUACACUUCUCAUAUCGCGUUUGACUCCAGAGGAUUCUGGGAACUACACCUGCAUGCCCUCUAAUGGACUUCAUGUCUCCCCCUCUGCCUCAGCCACCCUCACUGUGCAGCACCCAGCACAGGUGAUGAAGAUGCCCUCGUUGGCCUUCCUCCCCACUGGCAUGAGGGGCGUCAUUGCGUGCCCCAUCAGAGCUGAACCACCAUUAUCACAUGUCGACUGGAUCAAAGACGACAAACCACUCGAUUUAGGCAUGUAUCCUGGAUGGACACUGACUUCAGAAGGCUCUAUAAUCAUAGUGACAGCUAAUGACGAUGCCGGAGGUGUAUACACGUGUACUCCCUACAAUAGCUUUGGGACAAUGGGCCAGUCUGAGCCUACCACCAUUAUACUACAGGAUCCUCCAUCAUUUAAAGUGUCACCUCGUAAGGAGUACAGACAGGAUGCUGGGGGCCUGCUUGUUAUUCCAUGUCAGAUGGACGGUAAUCCGGCUCCAAAAGUCAGCUGGAAAAAGGUUGGCACAGCCUCUCGCUCACUGUUCACUGUAGCAGCGAAUGGCUCCCUCAUUCUGCGUCCUCUCAGUAAAGACCACCAGGGGGAAUGGGAGUGCAGCUCCACCGACAGAGUAGCCACUGUAUCUGUCAGAACAACAGUCCUUGUGCUGGGUACAAGUCCACAUGCAGUGUCAUCAGUAUCUGUGAUCCCAGGAAUUAACCAGGCCAAUGUCUCUUGGGUAGCUGGCUUUGAUGGAGGAUAUGCCCAGAAAUUCACUGUCUGGUAUAAGCAGGUGUCAGCAGAAAGGAAAGAGGAAAAGCAAGAGUGGUUAUCUUUCUCAGACCUCUCCACUGAGAACAGUCUGUUGGUCACCAAUCUUCUUCCUGCUACUGAGUACCAGUUCAGUGUUAUGGCCCAAAAUAAAAUUGGCACUGGGCCCUUCAGUGAGAUCACCACUAUCACAACUCUGGAUUCACUUCCUGUUGUGGUCAAGCUGGUACCACCUAUAAAUCUCUCAAUCAAUAAGAGUUCAGAGGGAAUUCUUCUGUGGUGGUCAGUGCCUCAGUCCCAUUCUCCACACAUUGACAGUUUUGUCGUACAGUCACGCCUUGAAGGAGGGGAAUGGAUUAAUCUGAAAGAGAACAUUAGCCCAGUUGAGAGUCAAAUCUUUCUUCCAGGGUUAUGUAAGGACUGCAAAUAUGAACUGAGGCUUCUCUCUCAACGUGGAGAUCAGCUGAGCAUGCCCAGUCCAUCAAUCAGUGUCUCCACCAUCGGAAUGAAUAUGUACCCAGCCAGUUCCCGCCUCCUAGACUUUCCUGACCAGCUAAUGGCUGGUGUUAUGGGUGGAGUAGGACUCCUUUGUCUUGCUCUUAUCCUGACCCUGGCAAUAGUCUGUUUCAUUUUUCACAAAAGGAACCGAAGGCGUAGGCAGAAUGUCAAGGGUAAAGAAACAACACUUUGAACUGCUUAGAACUGUUUUAACAGUCUGCCUCAAUGUAUCCAUCUUAGAAGAUGCUCUCACUCCUUUACCUCAUAUUGUUAUUCCUCAUGCAUGAUCAUUUAUCCUGUCACUCAUUCCAUUGUAAAAUUGGUUCCCUCCUUUCAGAUCUCCCUACUG
Molecule: messenger RNA, 2696 nt
Organism: Sinocyclocheilus grahami
Lineage: Eukaryota; Metazoa; Chordata; Actinopteri; Cypriniformes; Cyprinidae
Product: protein turtle homolog A-like
Exons: 17
Coding region: 237-2540 (767 amino acids)
Biological process (GO): cell-cell adhesion
Molecular function (GO): protein binding
Source: RefSeq, a predicted model, not a curated record